Phytophthora nicotianae INRA-310 is the source of this 981-nucleotide messenger RNA. RefSeq lists its product as hypothetical. NCBI's taxonomy places the organism in Eukaryota, Oomycota, Peronosporomycetes, Peronosporales, Peronosporaceae. The record is from RefSeq and is a predicted model, not a curated record. Bases 1 to 981 code for a protein of 326 amino acids. Gene Ontology annotation, molecular function: 3'-5'-RNA exonuclease activity. The transcript has 2 exons.
AUGGCCCUCACCAAGUCAAUGCUCAUCGGUGUUGUUGCGGUAGCUAGCCUUGCAACAGCAUUUCCAAUCCAGACCCAGCAGGAGGUUGUUACUUCCUCUCAGCUGAAGGUCAUGAGUUUCAACGUCCGGACGUCACUCGCCAACGACAAGUGCCCCAGCGGAUGCUGGGAACAGCGCAAGUGGCGGGCCAAGGAGCUCGUGGAGAAAUAUCAACCCGACCUCAUCGGCACACAGGAAGGUGCUCCUGACCAAAUCGAGUUCUUCACGUCGAACAUGUCCUUCGCGAGUCUCGGCGAGUGUGCGGGAGAGUGCAAGUGGAACGAGCGCAACAGUAUUUUCUACAAGCCUGAGCGCUGGGAGGUACUGGGGAACACGACAUUUGCACUGAGUGAUACUCCUGGAGUCCUCGGAUCAAACACUUGGGACCUAGAGUAUCUUCGAGCGGCAGUGAUUGCUCGCCUUCGAGACCUCUCUUCCAACCGAAUUGUGUGCAUCCUAAACACGCACUACGACAUCACUCGCGGACAGAACCAGUCAUCUGUCCUGGUGGCGGAACGCAUGAGCGAGUACUGCCAGGACGGCGAUGCUGUGUUCAUGACGGGUGACCUGAACGCAAUCCCGACAACGGCCGCUGUGAAAUACCUGGCGAACGAGAUGCCGCUGAACGGAUCGUACACUCCGAUUCCGAUGUACGAUUCCCUAACGGUUGCGGGUGCUGGUAAUGCUACGUGGAUCGGUAACGGGUUCGGAAAUCACACGUGGGAGCCGUACAAGUUCGAUUACAUCUUCACUCGUGAUGACCCGGAGACGUGCCUGCAGAAUGCAUCGGUGCUAGUUGACCUGUUCGACGGGUACUCUAGCUCUGACCACGCGGUUCCAAUCUCCGAGUUCUGCCUAGGAUCGCAGUGCUCGAAAUGCAUUAGACGUGAAGACCACACACAGGGUGUACAAGUGCAGCUGGGUUUGUCGUUGUCCGCGUAA